GCACUCGCCUGCUGCACAAGUGACCUUCACCCGGAUGAGCAUGACCAUCGAGGUGCGUCCGGGACAGAGCUUUGAGCUUCCCUGGGGCUGCCUGGAGCUUCCGGCUCCAUUGAGAAGGAAGCUUGAAUGUGGACAUGGCCCCUACACCCCAACAGUUGUCGAGGUUCUGCUGCCAGGGCAGUCGCAGCCUUCCCAGCCCUGCUGGCCUAUCACCUUCAGCGUGGACAUGGCGGCGGCCUGCAUCCUUUGCUCCAUGCCUGGCGGAAUGAGCCGGGAAGUCGGAAGCCUGGAGGAAGCGUUGAAGAUCACGCCGUCGGAGGCUUCGUUCGUGCAGGAGCCCUCAAAGGACUUCGUGGGGAGCCUUCAGAAGCUCCUCCACACGCCGCCGAGUUUCCGGGAGCCGCAAGAUGCCAAGGAGAGAAAGGCAGCGGGCAGUGCGAGCAAAGCGAAGAGCCAGGGCCAGGAGGCGACCUACACGAAGCGGGUCACCCGAAGCAUGAGCCUGGCGGCCUCCAACAUCGCAGCUGCGGCCAAGAAGGCCAUGGAGGCAACGAUCCCAGCCCGACGCAGUCGCAGUGCUCCCGGCUGCCCAAAGCCUCCGACGACUCCGGUUGCCAACGUUGCCAGCCCGGUGAGGGGCGCAUCCCUUCAGAAGUCCGCCACGCAGCCGCAGACAAGCCCAUCCUCACAAGAUGCUUCAGAGCAAGCAGAGCAAGUAAAAGGUCAGCAGAGCUCGGCGCCUGCUCGCAAUGCACGAAGCCGAAGUCCAGUGCCAGCACAGCAAGCAACGAAGGCAAAGCUCCCGGCCAAGGCAGGUGCCACCUCGCCAGCUGAGUCUCUCAAGACCGCCGAGGCUGGUGAGAAAAAUCCGAAGCAAACGCCGCAGCAAGCCAAGCCGCAGAAGAAAGACUCCAGGGCCACCCCCAAAUCCAGCACCUCGUUGCCCCCACCUCGGCGACGCAGUCCCUCGCCUUCGAUGCGGAAGCAAGGCGAGGAAGCAGAUGAGGCAGGAGCUGCUCCCCCUAUGCCGGACCCGAUGCCAGCACAGCAAGGCACCACCGAGAAUCCAAAGCCCCCUGCAAGCAAAGGUGCGCGGUCGCCAGUGCCUACCCCUGAGAGCAAGCAGGGGAAAGACGCGCAGAAGAAGCAGAAGCAGACCAACCCGAAAUCUACCAGCAAGUUGAGGACACCCAGCACAUCCCUGCCUCCACCUCGACGACGCAGCCCGUCGCCAUCAACUCAAGCUACCAAUGCGUCAGGUGCGGCCGACACGGCACAGCAAGCCCCCACUCCACGAGCGCCGAGCAAGGGAAGCGAUCAUGCACAAGACAGUCAGCAGAAGCAAGCUGCCAGCGCCAAAGCAGCAUCCAGCGCGAAGUUGAGGACACCCAGCUCCUCGCUUCCCCUUGACCGACGCAGCCCGUCGCCUUCAACGUCCAAGCAAGGCCUUGAUCCGUCCGGCACAGCGCCCGAUGCAGGACGAGCACGGCGAAGUCCUGUACCUGAAGAGCAAAAGCAAGGGUCGGAGGCAAGGGGAGACUCCACAGCACCCACGAAGUUCAGUUGCCUGGCGGAAGCUGCGAGUGCCGCACUUGCAAGAAGGAGCCCCUCCCCUGCAAUGCAGCGUUUGGCAGAGAAGGUUGCUGUGAAUUCAGAAAGGGCUCCUCGCGCACGCAGCCGAUCUCCACUGUCCAAGUGGCAGGGCGCUGCUGAGGAGAACUCGAAAACCAAAUCACCAGCACCUGCGCCGUCGCAGCUGGGCAGCACAGGGCAAAGUGGCCAGCCGAAGCCACAGCAAAAGCCAGGCGCCAAAAGAGCUUCUGGUAACGAGACUCCGAUGCCAGCUUCCCGGCGCAGCCCAUCACCCGCGGCACGCGGGGAGAAAGAUGCAGCCAAGCGCAAGCGAAGCCCUUUGCCUGCUGCAGAGAAUAUGCGCAGCGACAACUCCGACAGGACGAAGUCGCACUCCGAGGCGCUCCGUUUCAGUGAGCCCAAGGCGAGUGAGGCGGCCGACCUGGGAAUCAUGCACCCGGAGUCGCUCAGGAAGCUCUGCAUCGAGCGAGGGCUCUCCUCCACGGGGCUCCGGACGCAGCUGAUUUCCCGAUUGCUGAUCCAGAGCAUGACCAAGAAGUUUGAAGACAGGGAAUCGGUUAGGUCUGGGACUGGGAGCCCGACCUUUGCACCUUUCAAUGCCGUCCACAAGAGUGAGCUUCAGGCUGCCUGUGACCGCCAGGGCCUUCCCAGUUCGGGCAGUUGCAACGACUUGUUGUACCGGCUCCGAGAGCAGCGGCAGCAGAGGGACACGACGUCUGAGAAGACGGGCUCCGGAGGCAGACCGCGGCCAGUUCGCGGGCUCUCCGUGCCGCCGACCAUGCAGGCCAGGCCCGUACCCCUCUCGCCAGCGCCAGCCAGGUGUUUUUCCACGCCGCGCCAUCGAAUCCGAAGCAAAAGUCCCGCGCCAGCAGCCUGCACAAGCACACCCGCACGGCGCAUCCGUGGCAAGAGUCUGGAUCCAGCCAGGUCCCUUCCCAGACCCGGUGGUCCAUCCACGCCAGUCCCUUCGCAGUCCCUUCCCAGGCCCAGCCCACAGGUUUUGCGCUCACGAAGCAGCGUUGCAGCCCGAGGGGGCGCGAUGGUCCAUUCCCUCCUCACCCUCCGUCCAGAGCAGCUUGCAAGAGAAUGUAAGAAGAUGUGCUUGAGUCCUCAGGGGUCGCCUCACGCAAUGGCAUGCCGCCUGGCAGCGGCACGCCUCCAAACGGCCUCGCCGGGCUCCAGCGCCACCGAGCUGGUGUCGCAACACUCUCCGGGCUCGGGUCAGCCUCCAAAGCCCAUCCUCCGUCGUGGACGCUCUGCCUCGGUGACACGUCAGAAGCAGACCCCGUCGCGCGCGACCCCGCGCCGUCCCGCGCGCUCCCAAACUCGAUCUCCCGCCCGCUCCCGCUCCCAUGCCAGGUCCCUGCUUUGCGCUCUGCCCGGAGCCAAGCGCAGCGACUCCCCGCCCUCCACGCCGCCCCGACGCAGCGCACCAAGGUCCCCAGUGCCCUCCACUGGCUCGAAGCUGCCGCGGGAGAUGAGGAGUCCGAGUAACAAGAGUGUUGGAAAGGCAGCCAAGGCGAAUUCUACACGCAGCCGGACCCCAGCAAGGACCACCCCAAAACGAACGCCCCACCGCUGCGGCGGCGGCUGCCAUGCAAACACGAAGGCAGGUCUACCCUGCCAAAGAUCGGGUAAGAUCCGUCCGGCCCAGGCACUCUUCUACUAUUGCCACAUGCAUGCCCCUUUGUGGAGAGUCCACGAGCGCUGA
Molecule: messenger RNA, 3304 nt
Organism: Symbiodinium necroappetens
Lineage: Eukaryota; Dinophyceae; Suessiales; Symbiodiniaceae
Source: the annotation of a GenBank genome assembly